CCCCUUUCAGACUCCAGAAUUUGUUUGCCCUCCAAGGUAGAAUCCGCCAAGCUUUGAGAGAAGGCUGUGACUGCUGUGCUCUGGGCGCCAGCUCACUCCAGGGAGUGAUGGGAAUCCUGUCAUUCUUACCUGUCCUUGCCACUGAGAGUGACUGGGCUGACUGCAAGUCCCCCCAGCCUUGGGGCCAUAUGCUUCUGUGGACAGCUGUGCUAUUCCUGGCUCCUGUUGCUGGGACACCUGCAGCUCCCCCAAAGGCUGUGCUGAAACUCGAGCCCCAGUGGAUCAACGUGCUCCAGGAGGACUCUGUGACUCUGACAUGCCGGGGGACUCACAGCCCUGAGAGCGACUCCAUUCAGUGGUUCCACAAUGGGAAUCUCAUCCCCACCCACACGCAGCCCAGCUACAGGUUCAAGGCCAACAACGACAGCGGGGAGUACACGUGCCAGACUGGCCAGACCAGCCUCAGCGACCCUGUGCAUCUGACUGUGCUUUCUGAGUGGCUGGUGCUCCAGACCCCUCACCUGGAGUUCCAGGAGGGAGAAACCAUCGUGCUGAGGUGCCACAGCUGGAAGGACAAGCCUCUGGUCAAGGUCACAUUCUUCCAGAAUGGAAAAUCCAAGAAAUUUUCCCGUCGAGAUCCCAACUUCUCCAUCCCACAAGCAAACCACAGUCACAGUGGUGAUUACCACUGCACAGGAAACAUAGGCUACACGCUGUACUCAUCCAAGCCUGUGACCAUCACUGUCCAAGCGCCCAGCUCUUCACCGAUGGGGAUCAUUGUGGCUGUGGUCACUGGGAUUGCUGUAGCGGCCAUUGUUGCUGCUGUAGUGGCCUUGAUCUAUUGCAGGAAAAAGCAGAUUUCAGCUCUCUCAGGAUACCCUGAGUGCAGGGAAAUGAGAGAGACCCUCCCUGAGAAACCAGCCAAUUCCACUGAUCCUGUGAAGGCUGCCCAGUUUGAGCCACCUGGACGUCAAAUGAUUGCCAUCAGAAAGAGUCUUGAAGAAAUCAACAAUGACUAUGAAACAGCUGACGGUGGCUACAUGACUCUGAACCCCAGGGCACCUACUGACGAUGAUAAAAACAUCUACCUGACUCUUCCUCCCAACGACCAUGUCAACAGUAAUAACUAAAGAGUAACGUUAUGCUAUGUGGUCACACUCUCAGCUUGCUGAGUGGAUGACAAAAAGAGGGGAAUUGUUAAAGGAAAAUUUAAAUGGAGACUGGAAAAAUUCCUGAGCAAACAAAACCACCUGGCCCUUAGAAGUAGCUUUAACUUUGCUUAAACUACAAACACAAGCAAAACUUCACGGGGUCAUACUACAUACAAGCAUAAGCAAAACUUAACUUGGAUCAUUUCUGGUAAAUGCUUAUGUUAGAAAUAAGAGAACCCCAGCCAAUCAUAAGCAGCCUACUAACAUAUAAUUAGGUGACUAGGGACUUUCUAAGAAGAUACCUACCCCCAAAAAACAAUUAUGUAAUUGAAAACCAAUCGAUUGUCUUUAUUUUGCUUCCACAUUUUCCCAAUAAAUACUUGCCUGUGACAUUUUGCCACUGGAACACUAAACUUCAUGAAUUGCACCUCAGAUUUUUCCUUUAACAUCUUUUUUUUUUUUUUUUUUUUUUU
Messenger RNA from Pan troglodytes (chimpanzee), 1624 nucleotides. Its product is annotated as low affinity immunoglobulin gamma Fc region receptor II-c. Gene Ontology annotation, cellular component: external side of plasma membrane. Gene Ontology annotation, biological process: cell surface receptor signaling pathway; positive regulation of phagocytosis; antibody-dependent cellular cytotoxicity. Gene Ontology annotation, molecular function: IgG binding; IgG receptor activity. Lineage: Eukaryota; Metazoa; Chordata; Mammalia; Primates; Hominidae. The record is from RefSeq and is a predicted model, not a curated record.